AUGGCAAAGUUAUGCAAACACAAAUGCAAGGACAAAAGGAACUGUAGCCACCCGGUCUGCUGUAAGCAACAUCUGGGCUUGACGCCUGCGAGCACCGGUCCGGCUCCAGGUCCUACAAGCACUCCGGCAACGGCAUCUCGACGGCGACGAAAAGCUCCGGCAUCUGAAGCGUAUGUAGGGCCGCUACGAUUCCUUUACGAGUGGCCCGGCGCCGAGGAAGUAAUCAACACCAAUGAGCUGCUCGAGCUGGUAAUUACAUUCCUUGCGCCGCAUGAAAUCAUUCGCUGUAGACAGGUCGAUCGGCACUGGCAAGCCGUCAUUGACAAUGCCGAGUCCAAGGAGAUGCGUACGGCGUUGUUCUUGGAAGCAGAACCAUAUAAUGGCAAAACAGUCAGAGCAGACCCAGAAGAUGCACGCGAGGGUAAACUGCUUUUGACCGACGUGUUUCCCAACACAGCUCUCUUCCAAGGCGUGUACAAGAACAAGGACAGCAAAAAUUUAGAGAAGCUCAGAUUCAAGUACAGUCCAGAUACAUUCUCAGAAGACGAACCAAUGCUAGAUAUGUUCCUCACUCAGCCACCAGUCCGGACCAUGCAAGGAUCCUGGCAAUUCUACAAAUUCUCACAUCCCAAUGGUCCGCGUGAAGCUCGCUUGGACAAAUACAGUAACAACACGAACCGGUGGUAUCGGGAAGACGGACGAUGGCCUUUCAGAAACGAUCGUGGUCUGCGCUAUCGAGAUGUUGUAAAUUAUCUCAACGCAUUCGCUACUAAGGGACUUGGUGAAGGGUAUGGGACAGAUCUCUGGAGAACUUUCCUCUUCAGUCGACCAGAGACGGGGAUUGUGGUUCCGAGAGUGCCAGGCUGGAUCAAGCGUCGAACCGAGACGUGGGAGGACGAUGAUGCGUGGAGGAAGUUUCAGAAGAGGCAUAAACGGGACUGGACGGCGGCAGAGCGAGCGAGGCAAGGGCUGCCACCGCCGUCGCGCAAGAGGAAACGAAAGACAGAGGAAGAAGACGAGGUGGAGGAGGUGGAGGAGGAGCAGCAAGUGGUCGCUGAAGACGUUGAAGAGGACGACUUCAACGAGGGAGAUUGA
Pseudocercospora fijiensis CIRAD86 is the source of this 1095-nucleotide messenger RNA. RefSeq lists its product as uncharacterized. Lineage: Eukaryota; Fungi; Ascomycota; Dothideomycetes; Mycosphaerellales; Mycosphaerellaceae. The transcript has a single exon. The coding region runs from base 1 to 1095 and encodes 364 amino acids. Gene Ontology annotation, molecular function: protein binding. The record is from RefSeq and is a predicted model, not a curated record.